CGGAACAGGUAUACAGAACGUUGACUACACCUGGACGUUCACCAGCUGAGGCAGUUGUCGCAGGCUGUAGAGGAGGCUGGGCGUGCUGAUGAAACAGGCAUCUACAGGCUUGACGGGUCAAGUCAACACAAGAAGACAAACAUGUCGCUGAUAUCCAGCCUUCAUGAAGCUAUCAAAAAUGGCGAGCUGGAUACUGUCGUUGGCUUGGUUGAGAGAGGCGCUGACAUUAACGCCACCUACAUCCGGGAAACGGCCUUCACCCAAGCGCUGGAAGCUGAGCGGUUCAACAUAGCAGUUCGUAUCAUGGGCGCUCGGGCCUUCAACCCUAAUGCUGGGAAUAAAUUUGAACGAACGCCACUUUUCUGUGCUGCAAAAGAUGGGAAGUAUGAAAUCGCUGUAGCCUUGCUUAACAAAGGAGCGGACAUAAACCGUGCUGAUAUUAGGGGAGUUACUCCCCUUGGUGCUACGGGAUGGUAUGACCGCCACCAGGUGGCACAGCUUCUGAUCGACAGGGGUGCUGAUAUCAACCAACAAGACUCCAGUGGAGAGACGCCUCUAUUUCGCGCUUGCGCUAACGUGAGCGUCAAAGUUUCAAAAGUGCUUCUUGAAAAUGGAGCUGACAAGAGUCUGCAAACUUAUGAAAGCAACAGUUGCCCUCUGUUCACACCCUUAAUGGCGGCAAUUCCGUCUAAAUACCAACUGGAAGUCAGAAGACGUAAGAUGACGGACAUGAUUGGCUUGAUGAAGAUGAUGCUGUCAUAUGGCUGUGACAUCAACAUUGUGAACAAGCACAUGAUGACGGCAUUGCACGUCGCCGUCGACCGGAACGAACUCUAUGGUGCAUGCUUGCUGGCAGACCACGGCUGUGACCUUGAAGCAAAGGACAAGGACGGACUGACACCGCUUCAUCUCGCCAUCCAACCAAACAGACCACAGUACGAGAUGGCCCUAUUCCUGCUCCUGUACGGCGCAGACGCCAACUCCAAGUUCAAGGACAAACAAAGUGGAAAGGUCAUACUUCCGCUCACACUGGUUAUGAAAACCCGACCUGUGAAUGAACUUGUGCAGAAACAGAGGGCGAGGUUGUUGCAAGCCCUGAUCCCUUCUACGGAUCUAAGCGGCAGGAACGUAUUCGAGGUGAUCGAGACGAUGUUGGAGAAUCCGCCAGUUCUUCAGGAAGACUUUGAUCAGCUUCAGGACUUCAAUGUAAAUCAGCCUUGCUCCUUACAAGGCCACUGCAGGCGCCGAAUUAGGGCGUGCCUUGGUCAGCAUCUUCUUAACAAGAUUGAUGCGUUACCUGUUGGCUGGCAGGUAAAAAAAUAUGUGGCGUUGGAUUGUGAUUACAGGCGUCACCAUCCUCGUAAGUCGUGUGAUAUUCACAUCUGUGUGCUGGAUGCGGAGAUGGAUCGGCUGAAGGGACUUCUAUGCGAGGGUUGUGAUGUGAAUUCACCGCUUGCUGACAAAAUCCCAUUGACUCUGGCUGCUCAGACGGGUAAUGUGAACGCUUUGAAUGUUCUGUUGGAACAUGGCGCUGAUCCCGCCAUGUUGGAUCGAGGAGGUCAAAGUGCACUUCAUGCAGCUGCCAUCAACGGUUCUGACGAUGUCGUUAAAGUUUUGUUGACAACCAAAUGUGAUAUAAAUGCUCUAAAUGCUGCUGGAAAUACGGCCGUUCAGGAAGCUGCAAAUAUGGGCCAUUUUGAAACUGUGAUGAUACUUCUGUACUAUGGUGCUAAUUCUUCAAUUGUCGGGCCUUGUGGAAUACCAUGCAUUCAUCUUGCUACCGGAAGUGGCCACCUAAAAGCCGUCGAAAGCAUUCUCAAAGUAUCCGAGGACAUUCGACUUAUUGAUAAGUUCGGAAACACCCCUUUGCACAUUGCUGCCUCGAGAGGCAUUAUCUACCUCCAAAACAACAUUCGACUUCCGGCGCUGUAUAAAGAGGAAGUCCUGGAAUUAUUAGACGCAGUCAAGUUGCCGCUCACAUCCGGGUUCCCUCAGUAUACCCGGGUUGAUGGCGUACACCAUCUUGAAGUUGUUGAGAUGUUGCUGAAAAGUGGAGUUAACCGACGUGCCUUAAACGCCGAUAAGAAACUAGCUUCGGAUCUGGCUAACGAAUACUUUAAGGAUGCUGUUGAACUCAUUGUAGGCAUAUAGGCAUGGCUAGUGCAGCACGGAUAGCACAUGUGCCUUCGACACAUUUUAGAAAGUUAUUUAUUCGCAAAUAUAUGCAAUAUUUUUAGACAGAUUAGCAUUUGUGGACUCCUGAUUACUGAAAUCAAAACCACAUAUAUUACUCG
Haliotis rubra (blacklip abalone) is the source of this 2294-nucleotide messenger RNA. Its product is annotated as ankyrin-1-like. Lineage: Eukaryota; Metazoa; Mollusca; Gastropoda; Lepetellida; Haliotidae. Gene Ontology annotation, cellular component: cytoplasm. The transcript has 2 exons. The coding region runs from base 142 to 2151 and encodes 669 amino acids. Gene Ontology annotation, molecular function: protein binding. The record is from RefSeq and is a predicted model, not a curated record.